Molecule: messenger RNA, 883 nt
Organism: Armigeres subalbatus
Lineage: Eukaryota; Metazoa; Arthropoda; Insecta; Diptera; Culicidae
Product: tetratricopeptide repeat protein 36 homolog
Exons: 3
Coding region: 170-736 (188 amino acids)
Biological process (GO): cilium assembly
Molecular function (GO): protein binding
Source: RefSeq, a predicted model, not a curated record
CAGUGGCUUGGCAACUAAUGCGCCGGCUCGAGGUCUGACUAUGCAUAUUUAGUUUUUAUUGUGGUUCUGGAUUUCGAUGUGGAACCUUUCGAGCAAGUCCUACCGUGAGUUCGGGUUAGUCGAUUGGAGGUGAUUGUGUUGUGAGGUACCGAAAACUACCAACUUCAAAAUGAAUAGCCUGAACCGCGAUUGCUUGAGUGAGCACGAUCUUCAGGUGUUGGAGUCAAUCUUCAACCCUUCGCAAAUCGGUGGAGAAGAACUGCUCUACACUGGGAAGGAAGAGUUUCCUGAUGAUCUACAAGACCUCGCUGAACCGGACAAUCCCCGCAUUCAGCAGUCGAAGAAGCUUGAGAUCGAUGCAAUCGAGCUUGCCGAGAAUGGAAAACUUCAAGAAGCGAUCGAACUUUUCAGCAAGAGUAUCGAAACAGCACCGGAACGGCCUGCACCGUGGAACAAUCGAGCCCAAACGCAUCGUUAUUUGGGCAAUGAGGAAGCGGCACUGGAGGACAUCGAACAGGCGCUGAAGCUUUCGAACCGGUCCGGGCGGACGGGCUGCCGGGCGCUAUGCCAAAGGGGAGUACUGCGAAGGAAGAAUGCCGAUGCGGAUGGGGCCCGGGAGGAUUUCGAAGCGGCGGCCAAGUUGGGAAGCAAGUUUGCGCGCACACAGUUGAUUGAGCUGAACCCGUAUGCGGCGCUGUGCAAUCAGAUGCUGCGGGAAGUGAUGAAGGUGGCGUGAUUGAUGCCAUCAAUAUAUGUAAUAUGUCUCUCUCUAUUCUUGAAUAACUUGGAGCAUCAGAUUUUUAGGAAGUUAUUGAAAAUCAAGUAAAAAUAAUAUUGUAAAUAUGUCUUUAACAACUACAAAAAUAAAAGAUAUAAAUCUAAA